Messenger RNA from Hipposideros armiger (great roundleaf bat), 392 nucleotides. Its product is annotated as secretoglobin family 1D member 2-like. The transcript has 3 exons. NCBI's taxonomy places the organism in Eukaryota, Metazoa, Chordata, Mammalia, Chiroptera, Hipposideridae. Gene Ontology annotation, biological process: signal transduction. The record is from RefSeq and is a predicted model, not a curated record. The coding region runs from base 43 to 315 and encodes 90 amino acids.
UCUCAUCGUUUGCUAAAGCUGAAAACUCAAAGCAAACAAACCAUGAGGCUGGCCUUCCCUGUCCUGCUGGUCACUCUGGCCUUUUGCUGCUACGAGGCCAAUGCAGAAGCCUGUCCAUCCAUUGUUUCCGAAUUGAGAAGCUUCUUAAUGGGUACUGUAUCAGAGUUCAAGGACAUUCUUCAGAGCUUUAAUCCACCUCCAGAAGUUGUUCAGGCUGAGGUGAAAGUGAAGCAAUGCAUAGAUGGCAUCUCCCUCGAGGACAGACUCGAAAUACAAAAUUUAUUGGGUGAAGUAGUGUCGACAUGUAAGUCCUAGAUUGACAAAAAUCUUAUGCACGAGGACCUCUGACGUUCCAUGGUGACCUGAUUUUCCCCGGAAAAUGUUAAGGUUUC